AUGGAGAACAUCGCCGCGCACUUGCGGCUGCUAAAAAUAAACCACGGAGCCGUCCGCAGGCUCUUCAAGGAGCUAAACUAUUACGAGAAAGAGGAGGGCGAGCUGCGUGCCAAAGUGGACUCCCUCAAGGACCAAAACAAGCCCACCGCAGAAAUCACCCGGGCACAGGAGAUGCUCAAGGAAACGGAGCGAGUCGUACCCCACAUAAGAUCAUCCCUCCAAAGCAGCCUAAAGAAGGUGUGUCAUAUAAUCUACGAGCAUUUUUCGGAGGUACUGCAAAUAAAUGACAGGAGGGUUCAGUUUUCUGGUACUCAUUCUGAGGACACGUUGAAGGAGGUGCUUUCGACUCACUAUGAGGAGAUCUGCAAAGAAGUGGAUGAGCUGAACGAAACAUUGGGCAAGGUCCUAUUGCACAUGAAGCAGGAUGCCCUCCCGAUGUGCACCCCACCCCCCAAAGCAGCUGUUUCCCUCUCGUGCGAUGAGCCCAUCGAGUGCGUGGACAUAUAA
Messenger RNA from Plasmodium cynomolgi strain B, 507 nucleotides. RefSeq names its product tubulin-specific chaperone a. The transcript is spliced from 2 exons. Gene Ontology annotation, biological process: post-chaperonin tubulin folding pathway; tubulin complex assembly. Lineage: Eukaryota; Apicomplexa; Aconoidasida; Haemosporida; Plasmodiidae. Gene Ontology annotation, molecular function: beta-tubulin binding. Bases 1 to 507 code for a protein of 168 amino acids. Gene Ontology annotation, cellular component: microtubule cytoskeleton; cytosol. The record is from RefSeq and is a predicted model, not a curated record.